GUGCUGUUUGCAUGUGCUGAAGCCCUCCAUGCACAUGGGUACAGUAACGAGGCAUGCAGGCUGGCUGUGGAGCUGGCUAGAGACCUUUUGGCCAACCCUCCAGAUUUGAAAGUGGAGCAGCCACAGACUAAGGGAAAGAAGAGCAAGGUGUCAACCACCCGCCAGACACAGGUAGCCACUAAGACACUGUCAAAAGCUGCCUUCCUCCUGACAGUUCUCAGUGAGCGACUGGAACUCCAUAAUCUGGCCUUCAACACUGGCAUGUUCUCACUGGAACUCCAGAGACCACCAGCAUCUACCAAAGCUCUAGAGGUGAAGCUGGCCUACCAGGAGUCAGAGGUGGUUGCUCUGUUGAAGAAGAUCCCUCUGGGUCUGAUAGAGAUGUCCGCCAUCAGAGAGCGAGCAGAGCAGCUCCGGGAUGGAAACUUUUGUGAUUACAGACCUGUGCUACCUCUCAUGUUGGCCAGCUUCAUCUUCGAUGUACUGUGUACCCCAGUUGUGUCUCCAACGGGUUCCCGUCCACCAAGCCGCAACCGCAACAAUGAGAUGCCUGGAGAUGAGGAGCUGGGUUUUGAGGCUGCUGUUGCUGCACUUGGUAUGAAAACCACAGUCAGCGAGGCAGAGCAUCCUCUGCUAUGUGAAGGAACUAGACGAGUGAAGGGUGACCUGGCCCUGGCUCUCAUGAUCACCUAUAAGGACGACCAGAGCAAGCUCAAGAAGAUAUUGGAUAAGCUAUUGGACAGAGAGAGUCAGACCCACAAGCCCCAAACUCUAAGCUCCUUCUACUCAAGCAAGCCAGCAGCUGGCAGUCAGCGUAGUCCAUCCAAACAUAUAUCCUCCAGCCACAGUGGGGUGGGUGGGGCCACAGGAGUGGUCUCCAAACAUGCUACGUCAUCUUCCUCAGCAUCUACUUUGGUGGCUUCAUCCUCAAGCUCUUCCUCUGCUCUGACAAUUGGCGGAGAGGGGGUGGCUCCUCAGGCUGAUCUGAACCCAGUGCCAAAUAACACAGCAGGGGAGAGUGCCGCUGAGACCAGGGAGCAUGAUGGGCCUUCAUCUUCAAGUGACCAGCAGAAUGACAUCGCUUCAUUUAAGGAGGCCACAGUGCCCAGUCGGUUGGCACUGGGGGCACGCUGUGGAUAUAGUCAACGCUGCUGGGGCUCACCUGUACGGCAGAAGAAAAAACACACUGGUACAGUGUUACUAAUAUUAAGACUGCUAUUAUUAUCUAUACUUUUUUACGCCGAAUACUGCUUUCAUUUGUUCGGAAAAAAUGUUGCUUUAUGAGAUGGGUACUUUUG
This is a messenger RNA of Pundamilia nyererei, 1298 nucleotides long. Its product is annotated as zinc finger SWIM domain-containing protein 8-like. The record is from RefSeq and is a predicted model, not a curated record. Gene Ontology annotation, cellular component: Cul2-RING ubiquitin ligase complex. The annotation marks the transcript as partial. Lineage: Eukaryota; Metazoa; Chordata; Actinopteri; Cichliformes; Cichlidae. The transcript is spliced from 7 exons.